This is a messenger RNA of Acanthamoeba castellanii str. Neff, 417 nucleotides long. RefSeq lists its product as uncharacterized. Lineage: Eukaryota; Discosea; Longamoebia; Acanthamoebidae. The record is from RefSeq and is a predicted model, not a curated record. The transcript is spliced from 3 exons. The annotation marks the transcript as partial.
CCCGCGUGCCUGCUGGGCCGCGACGAGCACAACAACACCCUCCUCCACCUCCUCAUUGACCAGGAGGGAGUGGAGCAGGUGGUCCAGCAGGUGGAGAAGCACUUCGGGCGGCUGACUGUACAGAAGCUGAUGCGGGUGCGCAACAGCCGGGGCCACACGGCCAUCCACCUCGCCCUCACCGCAGGCCCACCGUGCAUUCACUCCCCCUACUCACACUCCCACCCCGAACCUGUAGGUCUGUUUGGCGUGGCGGGGGCGUUGCUGUCCUACGGAGCGCCAUUGGCGCCCAGCAAGGAGGAGGAGCGACGGCUGGGCAAGCUGUGGAAGAAGCCCAUACCGUCGCCCAUCGAUGGCUUGCGCCAACGCUGCUGUACGUACCCAAGACCGCUGGUGUUACAACACAACAACCGAUUCUGA